AUGUUGCAAAAUUCGCAUACACCUAACAAACAUGCUUAUUUCAUACCAUUUCUCGAUCAAAAAUAUGAUGAUAUCUAUCGUGAGUGUAGAACAAAACGUAUCCAAUUUACAGAUUCAAAAUUUCCACCAAAUCAAGACUCGUUAUUCAGAGGUCAAUCAAUAAAACACAUCAUUUGGAAGCGACCUUAUGAUGUUACCGAUACACCAAAAUUUUUUGUGAAAACACCACAUAGACGUGAUCCAGGACAAGGAGAAUUAAGCGAUUGUUGGUUCAUCGUUGCCGUAGCUGGCAUUACGUUACAUAAACAAAUUUUUGAACGGGUGAUACCUCUAAAUCAAACAUUUGAUAGAAAACAGUAUGCUGGAAUGUUUCAUUUUCGAUUUUGGCAAUUUGGUACAUGGUACGAUAUUGUUGUAUAUGAUUAUUUACCAUUCAAUAGGAAAACACUGCAACCUUGGUGUUGUUGGAACAGACAAGAACCAAACGAAUUUUGGUGUUCAUUAUUAGAAAAAGCCUAUGCCAAGUUGAAUGGUGGUUAUCGGAAUUUGAUUGGUGGUGCACCAAUUGAGGCGUUUACCGAUUUAACUGCGGGUGUUGAACAACGAUUUAAACUGAAUUCGUCAAUUAAAAAUGUGAAUCAGUUUUUUAAUUUUCUUGUUGACAGUUUAAAACAUGGAUGUUUAAUGGCUUGUUCAAUUAAUCCGAAAUCGGAUGGCUCGGAUAUUGAAGAAAUAAAAGCAAAUAGAUUGGUCGUCGGUCAUUCAUAUUCCGUAACGGCAGUAAGAUAUUUAAAAUAUGAACGACAGAUACUACGAAUGAUUCGUUUACGAAACCCUUGGGCAAACGAAAUUGAAUGGAGUGGAUCAUGGAGAGAUGAUGAUACCAGAUGGAAUCAAUUAGACAAAAAUACACAACGAAAAAUGUCGUGGGAUCCUGCUGAUGAUGGAGAGUUUUGGAUGACAUUUUUUGACUUCUUUCAUGAGUUUGACAUUUUAGAAGUUUGUCAUUUGUCACCUGAUACCUUUGAAGAAGAGUUGGAUUUCCAUCUACAAAGUUUGCCAUUAAUACAAUCAACACAAACUGAGAAAAGUCGAAGAUCAAAUGCGACUACGAUGUUGAAAGAUGAAAAUUUUUCAAUGCAUACACCAUUAUCGGCAUCGAUGAUGUGUGAUAGACCACUAAAUCGUAAAGUAUGGUCAUGUUUAUCAUUUGAAGGCCAGUGGAUUCAUGGCAUAUCAGCUGGUGGUCGAUGUGCAACGAAAUGUAGACAUGGUUGUCAUUACUGGAGUAAUCCUCAAUAUGAGAUUGAAAUGUGUGCUGAUAAUGAAUAUGUUAAAUGCGCUUUGGUGAUAUCGUUAAUGCAAAAAUAUAAUCGUUUGACUCCUAUCGAUGAUCCUAUCAAUCGAUACGAUUACAUUCAGGCUAGAAUAUAUAAAAUAAACACUGUUUCAUCUUCAUCAACGAAUGCUGUUCCUUCCACGGCCAUAACAAGAAAAUCCGACGGAAAAGUAGUGGGUACCAACGGUUAUUCGGCUGAAGAUUUAGAUUAUGUUGGUUAUACCGGUUCUUAUAUAAACCGACGUGAAGUAACAUCGUAUCUGCGUGUCAAUCCAGGAAAAUAUUUAAUUAUACCAUCUACUUAUGAGCCAAAUAAAGAAGGCUACUUUUUGUUACGAGUUCUCAAUGAUAGUCGAAUAUCUCUUACUAGUUCACAAUUUAUUCCAUCUAUCUCCGAUUUUCCACAAGAUGAAUCCGUUCGUGAACAACUUUCGCUUAUGUUAGAAAAUGUUUUGUUUCUUGGCGAUUUAGCAUUAUUCUUUCCAGAUGUAUUUCAUCGUUUUUACGAUAAUGAUCAACAACGAACAGUUUUAACAUCUUGGUGUUAUUCAUUUGCUUAUGAAACAAAUUUUUACGAUCAUGACUCAUUAAAAAUUCUUGAACUGAUGGCACAAGAACUUCGAUUGAUAGAUCGUGAUCCAACAUUUGUAAACCCAUAUGCAGAAGGAAAACCGACAUCUAAACAGCGUACUUCAUCCGAGCGUCAAGAAAAUUUACCACCUUCGUCUAAAACUACUAAAAAACCAAAAGAAAAGGUGAAAAAGAAGCGUGGUCCUGGUUUAUCUGGAUCUCAUUCUCAUCCUUAUCUAAUUCAUGCAAGUGAAAUGGUUCGAAAAACAUUAUGCGGUGUCAUUGAAAGUCCAUCAAAUUAUGAUUUGUCUCCUGACGAUGUUGCUGUCGUUACUCUUUGUGAUAUAACAUUGUAUGAUGUACAACGCGUUGAUUUUCCACAUAUUCCUCAACAAUAUAUUAUUUGUAAAACAAAAAUUGACGAUUGUGAUUAUUUUCCUAUUCCCUUUACGUUAUAUUACAACGCUGAAGAAAUUGAUCAUAAUCUUUGUUAUGGUAUACGUGUUGAUAUUUUAGGUAGUGGAAAUCAAAUUAAAUUCAGUUCAGAAAAAUUUAUUCCCGUAUUAACGGAUCAACAUCCAUCAACAAAUGUCAAAAUUAUGGUUGUACCAACAUCAAAUAAUAAUACACGAGAAGCAUAUUAA
This is a messenger RNA of Didymodactylos carnosus, 2553 nucleotides long. NCBI's taxonomy places the organism in Eukaryota, Metazoa, Rotifera, Eurotatoria, Philodinida, Philodinidae. The record is from the annotation of a GenBank genome assembly.